AUGUUGUCAAACUGCGGGGGCAGAAAUGGGAGUUUUCGUCCCAGGUCUAUCCCUUCCGUCUUGUCAGCUUCAUCGCCGCUGUGGUGCGCCAGACGGCAUCGCCUGACGAAUGCAAGUAUUUUGUCCAACAUGAAGAGCAUGGCGGAUGAGACAAAUGACCUUACAUCCAAAAUUGUAUACGCUACGCGACGACAGCAAGAUGCCGUGGCGUGGGCUAUCAAGGAAAAAGAGUUGUUGUCGGAGAAAGCAAAGCGACAAUUGGAGGAAGAAACACGCCGUCAGCAGGAGGAAGAAAAAAUUGAGGCGUAUUUAAAAGAGGUGGCGGAGACGUCUGGAUCCGCCGCCGCGGAGGCAGCACGACGGAAGAUCUCAAGGGCUAAAUCACCUUACAUUCGCUCUGUGGAUGCCUUUGGUGAGAAGAGUGUGAAGCUGCAACACUCCUUCUCUGGUUUAGCCGAUAAUAGAAUCAUUACAUGGUGGGAAAGGUUAUACUGGAAUUACCUGCGGUAUAUCUUUACGCACGAAAGACUCAUUGCGAAGGACCGUUUUGGGAAUAAGUUUACCGUGACGUGGCAGUUCCAGAAGGGACGGGAGGAGCAGCGUCGUAUGUAUCGCAAGGACUCCAACAAGAAGCAUUUACCAUACGGUUCGCUUGCGACGGAUGACCGAUUAUGGGAGCGUUGGAUGCGAGGACACCGUGGCGACCCUCCUAGCGUAGCGGAGGAGGAGCACUCUAGGGAAUACAAAAAACAGUACUUUGGCGCUAUGGUCCUUGAGGAGGAAGAGGUGGAGGACGCAUUGAUGCGUAUUAUGGCACAUAUGAACCGUUCACAGCAGACAUUUCAAGAGCUUGACGACGAUCAGGUUUACGGUGAUGCCCACCGGGCCAUGAAACCUCUGCGUCAGGCAGAACACCACCCAGAGAAGGAGCAUGCCACAAAGGCACAGUCUGGGGCAACAUGGACACUUGGCUUCGUUCGUGGAGACCUAUUUUACAACGAGGAGGAGGUCGAAGUGAUGCGCACGGAGCUCGGACAUGUGUUUCGCAACAUGGCGUGGCAGGAGCUUGAGUAUAAGCGUCAGGUACGGAUGAACAAACGACAACACCCGGUGCGCAAACCGGCAGAGGGAACAACGGAUCCAAAUGCACCAGAUGGUGAGCCGUUCAUCCAUUACUGGGAGCGCACCGACCUUGGCAUUCCGUACCACGACGCGGUCCCGGACCUCACCACACCGGAGCUGGAGCGCUUGCGGGUGGAGGUAGACCAAUUAGAGGACGAACGGCUCGCCAUACGAAAGGAGCUUGGGUUGACAGAUCUCGGCGAUAUUCGCGAAGGACGCGACCCUAUCGACAAGCCGGGCGCUCGUGAGCCUUUCCAACCACCGCCAUUGUCAUCCCGCUGGCGACCAAAAUGUUGGGAAGAGACGUGGGGUACAGGCGCCGGCAAUAAGUGGUAG
Molecule: messenger RNA, 1458 nt
Organism: Trypanosoma cruzi
Lineage: Eukaryota; Euglenozoa; Kinetoplastea; Trypanosomatida; Trypanosomatidae
Exons: 1
Coding region: 1-1458 (485 amino acids)
Source: RefSeq, a predicted model, not a curated record